AUGUCUAGCGCCAUCUCCCAUGGUUCCCCAACGCUGCUGCGGCCGCGCGCCGUUCCCCUCCAAUCCGAGAAGUCGGAAGUGAACCUCACCCCACCAGCUUCUCAGCUAGGCCUGGAUGCAAGCGGUCGCUCCACCCCCGUCCCUGAAGAUGCUCCUCCCUCGGCGCAUUCGAUCUCUACGGCCCGUAAACAAGUGCGCGCUCGGAAUCGCCUCUUUUAUACAAUUGACUACAUCCCCCGUGUGUCCCACUUUGACCCGGAUAGCGACUACCAUAACUUCCGCGGUUUCUUCGUCCUGUUCUGGAUCUCGCUCGUCAUCAUGGUCGUUACAACCGUGCUGCGCAAUAUCAAGGAUACUGGGUACCCGCUGCGAGUGCGGGUAUGGAGUUUGCUAAGUGCUAAUGUGUGGGAGCUGGGCCUGAGUGAUCUCGCAAUGGUUGUAAGCUCGAGUUUGGUUCUACCGCUGCAUCGGCUGUACCGCCGCGGCCCGCGUUGGCUGCAAUGGGCGCGUGGUGGCAUGAUUGUGCAGAGUUUCGGCGAGGCAAUCUGGCUAGCUGUAUGGAUAAACUGGCCGUUUAUGCGCAUUUGGACCUGGACCGCCCAGGUCUUCUUCACACUGCAUGUCCUGACCAUUCUUAUGAAACUGCACUCCUACGCCUUCUAUAACGGUCACCUCAGUACAACUGAGCGCCGUCUGGCAGACCUAGACAAGGCCGAUAAAGUGGUCCCUAGCUCGCCCAAGGCAGUUCAUUAUCCGGAACCCUCACGUCGUCGUACAUCUGUGAAGCAGUUGGAAGAUGAGGAAGUCGAUAAUAUAGAGCCUCUGGUGCGCCUGCGCGAAGAUCUGGCCACGGAGCUGACCUCCCCACUGGGCAAUAUCUCUUACCCCCAGAACCUUCAUAUUGGGAACUAUGCAGACUUCCUCUUCUGCCCAACCCUCUGUUAUGAGCUCGAGUAUCCACGGCGACGCGAGCGUCGCUGGUCAGAGAUUGCAUACAAGACUGCGGCUGUCUUUGGAUGUAUCUUCCUGCUCACUCUGACCAGUGAGGAGUUCAUUGUACCAGUCUUGAGCGAAGCCGGUACCCAACUCCAGGCAUUCCCGAAUCUUGCAGACAAGGCCCUUGUUCUGGCUGAGACCAUCAGCAUGCUCUUAUUCCCCUUCAUGAUCACCUUCCUCUUAGUGUUCCUUGUCAUCUUCGAAUAUAUCCUGGGUGCAUUCGCAGAGCUGACCCAGUUCGCGGACCGACACUUCUACUCAGACUGGUGGAACUCGUGCGACUGGCUCGAAUUCUCUCGUGAAUGGAACCGCCCCGUCCACCACUUCCUCUUCCGCCACGUCUAUUUCCCCGCUCGAUCCAAUUUCUCCCAGCCCGUCGCCAUGUUCAUCACAUUUCUGGUUAGCGCAGUUUUCCAUGAGUUAGUCAUGAGCUGUAUCACCAAGAAACUCCGUGGCUAUGGAUUUGCGGCCAUGAUGUCGCAGUUGCCCAUCGUCGCUAUUCAGAAGUCUCGCUUCUUCAGAGGUCGGACUGUUCUUAAUAAUGUAUUCUUCUGGUUCUCGAUGAUUCUGGGCCUCUCGGUGAUGUGUGUAUUCUACGUCUUAGUUUGA
Penicillium verhagenii is the source of this 1605-nucleotide messenger RNA. RefSeq names its product putative sterol o-acyltransferase (APE2). The coding region runs from base 1 to 1605 and encodes 534 amino acids. Gene Ontology annotation, cellular component: endoplasmic reticulum membrane. The record is from RefSeq and is a predicted model, not a curated record. Gene Ontology annotation, molecular function: ergosterol O-acyltransferase activity. Lineage: Eukaryota; Fungi; Ascomycota; Eurotiomycetes; Eurotiales; Aspergillaceae. The transcript has 6 exons. Gene Ontology annotation, biological process: ergosterol metabolic process.